UCACUCACAUUGCAACAAUGAGCGAGACAUUCGACUGUGCAAAAUGCUGCGAGUCCCUGUUUGGCCGUAAGUACAUCCAGACAGACAGCGGUCCCUACUGCGUGCCCUGUUAUGAUGACACCUUUGCCAACACCUGUGCUGAGUGCCAGCAGCUUAUUGGGCAUGACUCCAGGGAGCUGUUCUAUGAGGACCGCCACUUCCACGAGGGCUGUUUCCGCUGCUGCCGCUGCCAGCGCUCACUAGCUGAUGAGCCCUUCACCUGCCAGGAGAGAGAGUUGCUCUGCAAUGACUGCUACUGCAGCGCCUUCUCCUCACAGUGCUCUGCCUGUGGAGAGACCGUCAUGCCUGGGUCCCGGAAGCUGGAAUAUGGAGGCCAGACGUGGCAUGAACAUUGCUUCCUGUGCAGUGGCUGUGAGCAGCCGCUGGGCUCACGUUCCUUUGUGCCCGACAAGGGUGCUCACUACUGCGUGCCCUGCUAUGAGAACAAGUUUGCUCCUCGCUGUGCCCGCUGCAGCAAGACGCUGACCCAGGGGGGAGUGACAUACCGCGAUCAGCCCUGGCAUCGAGAAUGCCUGGUCUGCACUGGGUGCCAGACACCCUUGGCAGGACAGCAGUUCACCUCUCGGGAUGAGGAUCCCUACUGCGUGGCCUGUUUUGGAGAACUCUUUGCACCCAAGUGCAGCAGCUGCAAGAGCCCCAUCACAGGACUUGGUGGAGGCAAGUACGUGUCCUAUGAAGACCGGCACUGGCACCACAGCUGCUUCUGCUGCGCCCGCUGCUCCACCUCCCUGGUGGGCCAAGGCUUUGUGCCCAGUGGAGACCAAGUGAUGUGCCAGGGCUGCAGCCAGGAAGGGCUCUGAGCCAGGGCUCCUGGCCUGGGCUUUCCCAAACCAGGGCUCCAGGACACCAGGACUCUGGCUACUUUCCUGAACCAUCUCUGGGAUCCAGCUCCUCCCCAGAAUGAGGCUUCUCCUGAGCUUCAAGAUUGUCUCCCCUAUUCCAUCACACCCCAACUGGUACUCACUUACCCAGGGCCCCCAAACUCAGGCUCUUUUGGAUUCAAGCUGCACUAUCCCAAAUCUGAAUUCCAGAACUGAGCCCUCUCCUACAGUCUGACUUUCCAGAUCAAGCUCCCUCAACCAAAUCAGGGCUCUAGAUUCCCAGCCCUCCAAAUCUAGACACUGGGACCCAGAUCAGUCUAGACUUCUAGACUUCAGUCUAGACUUCUCUGAAUCCACCUAAAGUUUCUUAUCUGUGUCUGAGAAGUCCUCAAAAGCCCUCUGUCUUUUUUUAUUCCACCCUGCCUAAGUCCCAUCUGCAUCCCCAGAGCAUCGGGUGGGGGUCCUAAGGUACUGGGGGCUGCCCAGCUCAUGUCCAUCUUCUCAUUUUAUUUCAGCUCCAUCUAGCCCAGAGAUGGGCAGAGAGGGGUGCGGGUUAGCUCACCCUGUCCUAGAUUCUGCAAUAAAGCAGU
Molecule: messenger RNA, 1471 nt
Organism: Dipodomys ordii (Ord's kangaroo rat)
Lineage: Eukaryota; Metazoa; Chordata; Mammalia; Rodentia; Heteromyidae
Gene: Fhl3
Product: four and a half LIM domains 3
Exons: 5
Coding region: 18-860 (280 amino acids)
Biological process (GO): actin cytoskeleton organization
Cellular component (GO): stress fiber; Z disc; nucleus
Molecular function (GO): actin binding; transcription coregulator activity
Source: RefSeq, a predicted model, not a curated record